AUGGUCUCCUCUGCUGGUCCUGAGAGAAGAUCACCUUACUCUGCAACACCUUAUCCACCAGGACAAGAGUUGGUCUGCAAAGCACUGUGCCAAUUUCCCUCUAUCUACCAUGCUCAGCGUAAAUGUCAUGAACAUGCAGGGCAGCUUCAGACUGAAAACACUUGCCUAGGUGUACAACAGUUGUUUAAGAAAUCCCUGUUAUUGUCUUUUUCAGGGCAAACCACAAGCAGCAUUCAGGUUCUUCCUCAGUCCUACUGGUACGAACUUCUCUAUGGCAGUGUGAUUCUUAUUUUCUGCCUCCUUGUGUGCUUAGUUGGAGCUGACAUCUAUGCAAAAGCCUCCUUCAUAAUUUUCCUCAUUGUUAUUCUGGUACUUGGCACAAUAUUCAUCAGCUUUUUUGCAGUGUCACCAAAAUCUAUUAACAUCACAACGUCCUUGGGGAACAUCUCAGAGGCUUCAUUCACUGGAUUUAAGCUGUCAACUCUGAAGAGUAAUCUUCCAUCUCAAUAUGUAGAAGACUACACAACUGGAAAGGUGAUGAGUUUUGCUGCUGUCUUUGCAGUAAUGUUCAAUGGGUGCACUGGUAUCAUGGCUGGAUCCAACAUGUCAGGUGAUUUAAAGAACCCCAGCUAUUCUAUUCCCCGAGGCACUAUUACAGCAGUAAUUUUUACAUACAUCGUAUAUAAUAUUUUAUCGCUCAUGAUCAGCUGCACUUGUGAGAGAUUGCUGCUUCAAAAAGAUUAUGAUUUCCUCAAAGACAUUAAUAUCUGGCAUCCCUUUGUCAUCAUUGGAAUCUACUCUUCAACUUUAUCAGCUGCGAUGAGCAAUCUGAUUGGAGCUUCUAGAAUUCUCUAUGCACUCGCGAAGGACGAUAUAUUUGGAAAGCUUCUCAUGCCUGCAAAGAGAACUUCUCGUGGUGGAAACCCUUGGGCUGCUGUGUUAAUUUCGUGGGUGUCAGUACAGCUUGUGUUGUUCACUGGCAAAUUGAAUACUAUUGCUGGGAUAGUGACCAUCUUUUUUCUCUUGGUCUAUGCUGCUGUGGAUCUAGCCUGUCUGGCAUUGGAGUGGGCUUCUGCACCAAAUUUCAGGCCAACCUUUCGCUACUUCACCUGGCAUACUUGUGUGUUAGGCAUCAUUGGCUGUGCGAUUAUGAUGUUCCUGAUUAGCCCAAUAUAUGCGUCAUGCAGUGUUGCAUUCAUGCUGAUACUGUUGCUGGUUCUUCACUAUGUAUCACCUUCAAGCAGCUGGGGUUACAUCAGCCAAGCUCUGAUCUUCCACCAGGUUAGAAAGUAUCUUCUGAUGCUAGAUGUUCGUAAAGAUCAUGUCAAAUUCUGGCGCCCACAAAUUCUGCUGAUGGUAGCCAAUCCCAGAACAUGUACUCAAUUGAUAAGUUUCACAAAUGACCUAAAGAAGAGUGGACUGUAUGUGCUGGGUCAUGUACAGAAAGGAAAUUUGGAUGAGAUGCCUUCUGACCCUCUUCAAGCACAAUAUGAUUCCUGGCUAAGUUUAGUUGAUGCACUGAAUGUAAAAUCAUUUGUCAGCCUUACGCUCUCUGACUCAGUACGUCAUGGAGUUCAACAUCUUUUAUUCAUCUCUGGUCUAGGUGGAAUGAGACCCAAUACUCUUAUCCUGGGUUUUUAUGAUGACUGUGUUCCUGAGGAUGGUUUGGAACAAAUUCCAGCAUUUUCAUGUAAUAGCCCUUCUAUCACAAACGGACAAGAUUGCAACUUGCAGCCUAACUUUCCACCAGCCAGAGAUGCUUCGUCAUCAAAGGCACUGUCAGGCAAAGAGUAUGUGGCCAUUAUUUCUGAUUCCAUCAAAAUGUUAAAAAAUGUUUGUUUAGCCCGAUACUUCUGCCAGCUAAACAAAGCAGAACUGUUUGGUCACAAGAAUAAUGAGGUCUCCAUUGAUGUGUGGCCACUCAAUCCACUUCGCCCUGACAGUGCUAAUUAUGUUGAUACUUGCAGCCUAUUUCUAUUACAAAUGGCAUGCAUUCUGAACAUGGUGCGCUCCUGGAGGUCAGCCAAACUGCGUAUUUUUCUGUGUGUUGAAUCUGGAAACAGUUCUGGGGAGCAGGAAAAAAAACUAAAACAACUUUUAAAACAGCUGCGUAUCAAAGGUUCGAUUAAAACUCUGCAUUGGGAUAGCGUUACUGCCCUUCACUGGCACAAACAGAUAGUUCAUGAAGAUGGCCGUGAGGGUAGUUUUGCAAAUAACUUCCCAUCAAAUGCAAUGAAAAUCUCUGAUGACUAUUUGAUGGCAGUAAACAGGAUGAUUUUAGAGCAAGGUGCCCAUCCAGCUAUCCGAUUUCUGUAUCUGCCACGACCUCCUGCUAAUACUGCACUGCAUGAAAGAUAUCUGGAGCAGCUUGACAUAAUGACCAAAAACCUAGGUCCUACUCUGUUAAUUCACGGAAUUAGUGCAGUCACCAGUAUAGAUCUUUAGAUUGAUUGAGUGCGGACGUUAAGAACACUAACGUAUGUUGUAGUUACGUUGUUCAUAAAGAGGUAUGCAGGAAAUGUUUGUUACAAUGAAAACAGCCAAUUUUUACCACAGACCACACUUGAACAAAAGCAUUAAGCUAUGAUGCUUAUGUUCAGCUUUUGGUGCAAUGUUUCUUUUUCCCUUAUUUUUAUCAUUAUUCUCAAUAUAAGGCAAAGAUGUUGAGUUGUUGCUCUAUCCAUCUGCCUUGUUUUAAACUUUCACAGGAUGUCAAUGUGUCAGCAAGGUGAGCAUUUGUUGGCCUUCCUCAAUUGCUCCUUGCUACACCAUUUCCGAGGGCAUUUGAGGGUCAAUCACAUUAUUGUGGGCUUGAAGUUACAUGGAGAACAGACAAUGUAAAGAUUGCAGAUUUCUUUCCCUAAAGGACAUUAGUGAGCCAGUUAUUUUUAAAAAAACAAUUGACAAUAAUUUCAUGGUUACCAUUACUGUGACUAACUUUUGGUUCUAGAUUUAUUAAUUGAAUUCAAAUUCCACCAGACAGCAUGAUGGGAUAAGCACCCAUGUCCUCAGACCUGAAUAGAUUGAGACCAGCAAAUUUACCACGACACAACCACUUCCCCUGUAAACUUGUCAUCAAAGUAAUGCUUCACCAGAUUUGAGGAGCCUUUGAAGCAUUGAAUUUUUGUGAAAAUGGGCACUUGGAACUGUCAGUACAUCUGAGUUAUGAAGAAAUGGUUCUGUUCCACCUCCUGAAUAUGCAGCAAAAGAAAAAUCAGCAGCUUUUAUUCAGUUUUCUCAAGUGCAUGGCCUCAAAUGUUGGGUUCAAAUAUAGACCAUUCCCCUCCUAUAAAUGUGUGAUCUUGUUAACGAUAAUCUGAAAUAAUUAGUUGGGUUUGGUUUUUGCUCCAUUUACAGGUAACUUGCUGCACUCUGACAGGAUGUAUAAUAGAAAUCAUGAUGUGAACAUUUUAUGAUCUGAGAAAUGUUAAGUUUAUUAUUUGGAAAAUGGAUAAAUAUUUGGUAUGUAUUCAAAGCACAUGUUUAACUGUGUAAACAAAUAGUGCUCACUUUAAGGAUGAUGUCUGUUUGUUUCUAUUUUAAUGGUAUUUUAUAUGCUUAUGGCAAAAAUAUAACAUUUUGAUUACGUAUGACUUUUUUGUAUGAUAGUUCCAUGACAAGCCUCUCAAAAGAGAAGUUACACAUUUAAUUGGUUUUCUUAAAAGCUGUGGCUGGAUUGAAUGUUAGUGAGUUAGGGUUCUCAAAAUCUACGGCACUUCCUUGGGGUGGGCCCGGCCAAAUUAAAUGCCUGUCAGGAUACCACACCCCCAGAGAGCCAUUACACAAUCGGAUGCCAGCAGCUUUUCGAUGUGAGCAAUACCACCGGGAGCAGGGAUUUCACUACCGGUUAUUGUCGAAUUUCUGGACUUUAGUAAGUAAAGUCAGGAUUAGAGUCAUUGGCGGGGGAGACCUAGGAGCUUGGAGGUAAGGAAUGGUUUCCAGCAUGACCUAUCUACUGAUACUUGGUGCCUAACACAAAGGGAUCUGUUAAUAAGCCAUUGGCUAACCUGCCGAAGUUUGCUAGGGUGUCAAUCAGAAGGCACAGGAAAGGCGUGUCCCUCAUUAAGCCCCGACCCACUAUGGAAGAGUUUCUCAAUUCAACCCCUUUCUGCAUCCAAUUUAGUUGGCUUUCCUGCUGCUGAGAGAGUAACACACAGUUUAUACAGCCAAUUGUGGACCAAGCUGUGACAGGCUGCAUCCAAUACCAUUCCUAGUUUUACUGGUUAUGUAUUGUCAAAACAAUAGAUUUACAUGCAUCACAGUGGCGUUUGUGAUUGUAGUUCAUUUAAAAUAACUUUUAAAGUCAUUUCUACUGAGAGAUUAUAAAUGAGGAUGUUGAAGAUGCCAUGGAGCUUUGGGAGCGUAUAUAGAAUUUUAAUUCAUGUACCUGGUAAUUUGUAUGUAUUUCACCUUGCAGACAUUAACAGAACCCGUUUCCUGAUUCAGAAUGAAGUCACCACCGGCUUCUCAAAAUGUAAAGUUGCAAAUUAAUCAAUAUUAGAAUACAAACACCAAUUGACCUGAGCUAGUCUGCUGAUGCUCUAGGCCACAUAUGGCUAACUGAUUAUAAUUUUCCUAAGAGCUAACCUGAACCAGGUUCGAGCUACAAACCGAGCCUGAUUGUAAAAGGAACAAACGCUAAAAAAAAUUGUGAUUUGCUUUUAAUUGUUCACAGGAGGAAAUCGAUUGUUACAAAUGGCACCAUGUUUCUGAAGAUUGGAGCACUGUGUGUUACAUGGCUAAUGUGUUACUACGUCAAUGCUUCAACUGGCUUUUGACAAAUUGUAUCUCAGCAGAGUUGGUGUGUGAGGCAGUUAGAAAAGUCAGCAAAAGAAUUUCUUGUAUUAAUGAAUAAACUAAAGCUGUAAUGAUGUAACAAGCAAAACCAGAAAUUGCUGAAGAAACUUAGCAGGUCUGACAGCAUCUGUAGAGAGAGAGAAACAGAGUUAAUUUUUUGAGCCCUCUGACCCUUCUUCAGCAGUUCUGAGAAGGGUCACUGAAUUGAAAACAUUAACUAUUUUGUCUCCUCAGAUGUUUCUCGACCUGCUGAGUUUUUCCAGCUUUUUGUGUUUUUGUUUGUAUCAGAUCUCCAGUGUCUGCAGCUCUUUAGUUUAUUUAGAGGUUGUAGCACAGUCCGAUUAUACCACUUAAAUACAUCUGUCUGGUUACGGUGGCGUUCAUCUCUCAAAAUGGUGUUUUCAAGUCAAAGUCUGAAAGUUUGUACAGUGAAAUUAUUGCCUAAAAGAUUACAAUUCAAGACUAAAUACCAGCAGAAUUAUUAUUUGUUCCAAUAAUUCACAAUUCCAGUGUGAAUGUAUCCAGCUUGGAUGGAAAAGUGCCUGGAUUGGCCAAAUUUCUCUUGAUAGAAAUAAUUGUUUUAGGUCAAACAGAAAUGUCAUAGAAAGACUUCUCAGGUGGUUGCUGUUGCUUCAGUAGUGCACGUGAGCUGUUCUUAAACUGCUUUUGUUUUUAAUUAAAGUAUAAGUGGGGAGAUGGUGUUGGUGACAUGGAAUAACAAAAGGACAGUAAAUAAUGAGCAAUGGGCAUUAUUGUAUAUUUACCACUGAUACUAGUCAUAGGUUACCUAAAUGUAGAAAUCAUUCCAAUCAACAUAGCAUGAACAAAAUUUACAAAGAUAAUAAAAUGUAAAUAUCCGCCCUUUGUAUUUUAUUGGUUUGAUUGUAAGUACUUGCAAUUAAUAUGAAUAAUUUGAAAAACUCUAUGGUACAUGGUACAUUUUUGGGUGAGUGCAUCAGCAGAACUAUUUUCAGGCCUGGAUGCAGCUUGGUUACAAGCGUCCACUGUAUUAUAUAAAUAGCAUGAAGGAUGGUGGUUCAAAAUAGGAAGAAAAAAAAUUGAAGGGGCAGAAAGUUUAUGUUUAUAACAAACAGAAUUGCUGAAAGGGAUCAGCAGCUCUGACAAGCUUUUGUGGACAGAAGUCGUACUCAGUGACCAUUCCUCAGAACUGAUGGUAGCUAGGAAAAAAAAUGUUAUGUUUGUAUUUGUUUUAAGAAAGAAAACA
This is a messenger RNA of Chiloscyllium plagiosum (whitespotted bambooshark), 6022 nucleotides long. Lineage: Eukaryota; Metazoa; Chordata; Chondrichthyes; Orectolobiformes; Hemiscylliidae. The record is from RefSeq and is a predicted model, not a curated record.